AUGGCUCACAGACAACAGCAUGUCGACUACGACGUCGUCAUUGUCGGCGCCGGCAUCUCGGGCAUCAACAUGGCGUACCGACUGCAGGAGCGCAACCCCGAGCUGAGCUACUGCAUCAUCGACGGACGCCACGAGAUCGGCGGGACCUGGAGUCUCUUCAAGUAUCCCGGCAUCCGGUCCGACUCGGACCUGUACACCUUUGGAUUCCCGUGGCGGAUAUGGGAGGAGAAGCAGCCGAUUGCGCACGGCAGCCUCAUCCUCAAGUAUCUCAAGGAGUCUGCGGCCCAGGCGGGCAUCGACAGGCACAUCAAGUUCAACCACUGGAUCCGCAAGAUGAACUGGUCGUCGGCGUCGUCGUCGUGGGAGCUGGACGUGGACGCCAACGUGGACGGCGACGCCGCCGCCGCCGCCGCCAAGGUCAAGCUGCGCUCGCGCUUCGUCUUCCUGGGCACCGGCUACUACGACUACAACGAGCCGCUGCAGACGCAGAUCCCCGGCAUCGACAGCUUCAAGGGCACCGUGGUCCACCCGCAGUUCUGGCCGGCCGACCUCGACUACGCCGGCAAGAAUGUCGUCGUCAUCGGGUCCGGCGCCACCGCCGUCACCCUCCUCCCGUCCAUGUGCGACAAGGCCGCGCACAUCACCAUGCUCCAGCGAUCGCCGUCCUACAUCAUCGCCCUGCCGGAGAAGGACCCCGUCGACCGGGCGGUGCGCUUCCUCAUGCCCCGCCCCGUCGCCCGGAGCGUCAUCCGCUUCAAAUGGAUCCUGUCGGCCUUCCUCCUCACCACCUUUUGCAAGUGGUUCCCGCGGCUGGCGCGCGCCCUCAUCCUCAGGCGGACGUCGGCAGAGCUGCCCAGGGGCGUCAACCUGGACCCCCAUUUCACGCCGCGCUACAACCCCUGGGAGCAGCGCAUGUGCCUCUGCCCCGGCGGCGACUUCUUCAAGUGUCUCAAGACGGGCAAGGCGAGCGUCGAGACGGGCGUCAUCGACCGCGUCACCGCCGACACCAUCAAGCUCACGUCGGGCCGGGAGCUGCACCCGGACAUCAUCGUCACCGCCACGGGGCUCAAGGUCCGCCUGGCCGGCGGCAUCGCCGCCUCCAUCGACGGCAAGCCCGUCGACAUCUUGGACCGGCACGCCUGGAAGGGCUGCAUGCUGGAAGACAUCCCCAACCUGGCCCUGUCCUUUGGCUACGUCGACGCCAGCUGGACCCUGGGCGCCGACGCCACCGCCCAGCUCGUCUGCCGCAUGCUCGCCAAGAGCACCGCCCAAGGCUACAGCGUCAUCGUGCCCCGGCUGAGCGACGACGAGAAGGCCUCCAUGACCUACCUGCCCUUUAUGCGCCUCAACUCUACCUAUAUCCAAAAGGCAAACGGCAUGUUCCCCAAGGUCGGCACCAGUCCCCAGUGGCGCCCGCGCACCCAUUACUGGAAGGACAUAGCCAGUGCCUGGUGGGGGAGCAUCGACAGUGGCAUCCAGUGGUUGAAGUAG
Messenger RNA from Metarhizium album ARSEF 1941, 1491 nucleotides. RefSeq names its product Flavin monooxygenase-like protein. The transcript has 2 exons. Gene Ontology annotation, molecular function: NADP binding; N,N-dimethylaniline monooxygenase activity; flavin adenine dinucleotide binding. Lineage: Eukaryota; Fungi; Ascomycota; Sordariomycetes; Hypocreales; Clavicipitaceae. The coding region runs from base 1 to 1491 and encodes 496 amino acids. The record is from RefSeq and is a predicted model, not a curated record.